CAAACAGCCCUUGUUAGUAAACCCAGGAAGAAAGGAGGAAAAGGUGAUCUGGCAUCAGCUGGAUUUAACAUUAUAAACUCUAUCAUAGGAUCAGGAAUAAUAGGAUUGCCAUAUUCAAUGAAGGAAGCUGGUUUUCCACUGGGAGUACUGCUUUUAUUUGGGGUUGCCUAUAUCACAGAUUAUUCCAUUAUAUUACUGAUCAAAGGGGGAAACCUCUCCAGUGCCAACACCUAUCAAGACCUGGUCAGAAAAACAUAUGGGCUUGUAGGUUAUCUAAUUCUUUCAACUCUUCAAUUUUUAUAUCCAUUUAUUGCUAUGAUCAGUUACAACAUAAUAACAGGAGACACUUUAACUAAAGUUUUUCAGAGAAUUCCUGGAGUUGGACCAGAUAACGUGCUUACCGACCGUCACUUCAUAAUCCUUCUUACCACCAUCAUCUUUACCUUGCCUAUAUCUUUAUAUCGAGACAUAGCAAAACUAGGAAAGGUAUCUCUUAUUUCUCUGAUUUUAACCAUUGUCAUCCUGAUUAUUGUGAUGGUGAGAACAGUAACAUUCAGUCCGCAAGUACCCAAAUCAGAAAAUGCAUGGAUGUUUGCAAAAUCAAAUGCAGUACAAGCUGUUGGGGUGAUGUCAUUUGCGUUCAUCUGCAACCAUAACAGCUUUUUAGUAUACGGGUCUCUGGAAGAACCCACAUUAAAGAACUGGUCUCGAGUCACACAUGUGUCUGUUUCAUUUGCUGUUAUUAUCAGUGUAGUGUUCGCUGCAUGUGGAUAUAUGACUUUUACAGGAUACACAGAAGGAGAUCUAUUUGAAAACUACUGUAGAGAUGACAGUCUUGCUACAUUUGGAAGAUUUUGUUAUGGAGUUACUGUAAUUCUGACCUUCCCCCUUGAAUGUUUUGUGACCAGAGAGGUGAUUGCCAAUGUGUUUUUCCAUGGGAACCUCUCCACAGUUUUCCAUAUUGUUGUGACAGUAGUUAUCAUUGCUGUGGCGACUGGUGUAUCAUUAGUAUACGAUUGCCUUGGAAUAGUUUUAGAGCUCAAUGGAGUUCUGAGUGCUACCCCACUUGUUUUUAUCAUCCCAACAGCGUGUUACCUAAGGUUGUCCAAAGAGCGAUGGAACCAUUCAGAUAACCUCAUAUCCUGCCUGAUUCUUGCUGUCGGUGUGCUAGUGAUGACAGUUGGGUUUGUUUUGACUAUAUUGCAUCCCCAGGAAUGUAGCCAUGGAAAAGAAAUGUUCUACUGUUUCCCUAGUAAUAUUUCUUCUCACAACAGUACACUGCCACCAUAG
This is a messenger RNA of Nestor notabilis (Kea), 1290 nucleotides long. RefSeq names its product solute carrier family 38, member 11 (gene SLC38A11). Bases 118 to 1290 code for a protein of 390 amino acids. Gene Ontology annotation, biological process: amino acid transmembrane transport. Lineage: Eukaryota; Metazoa; Chordata; Aves; Psittaciformes; Psittacidae. Gene Ontology annotation, molecular function: amino acid transmembrane transporter activity. The transcript has 11 exons. The record is from RefSeq and is a predicted model, not a curated record.